Messenger RNA from Epinephelus lanceolatus (giant grouper), 4939 nucleotides. It is a transcript of the gene prkaa2, whose product is annotated as protein kinase, AMP-activated, alpha 2 catalytic subunit. Gene Ontology annotation, molecular function: protein serine/threonine kinase activity; ATP binding. Gene Ontology annotation, biological process: protein phosphorylation; intracellular signal transduction. NCBI's taxonomy places the organism in Eukaryota, Metazoa, Chordata, Actinopteri, Perciformes, Serranidae. The record is from RefSeq and is a predicted model, not a curated record. Gene Ontology annotation, cellular component: cytoplasm.
CACGCCGAGAUUAAAUGUGUGGAUGUGUUUCAGUUGGAGUAAUAUUGAAGUAGUCGCCCACAGUCAAUGGACUGUUGAAGUUGCCGGCGGCCGGUGAGCAGUUUGCGUAGCUGGGUGGGUUAACGCCGGCGACAGGAGGGAUUUAAAGCGUAAAUGUGCUCCGUGAAUCCGCCAGCUUGAAAGUCAAAUUCUUCCUCUGAAGCCCCUCUGACUGUAGCUGCUGUUAUCAGAUAUGGCAGGUGAAUUACCUGGAGGACAACAGCUACAAGAAGAUGCACAGUCAUACUCACAUUAGUGUCGCAUUGUGUUAAAAAAAGAGGAGUUAGUGUGAUGGUUUUGUCGCGGUAAAGGACGUGAGUGAGGCGCACAGCUUGGCCGAAACCCACCGUUUGGCGAGCAUCAGUUGACGGGCCAUAAAGUGGCUGUAAAGAUCCUAAACAGACAGAAGAUCCGCAGUCUCGAUGUCGUUGGGAAGAUCAAACGAGAGAUCCAGAAUCUCAAACUGUUCAGACACCCACACAUUAUCAAGCUGUACCAGGUGAUAAGUACACCAACAGAUUUCUUCAUGGUCAUGGAGUAUGUGUCUGGAGGUGAGCUGUUUGACUACAUCUGCAAACAUGGACGGGUGGAGGACACUGAAGCCCGCCGCCUUUUCCAGCAGAUUAUCUCAGCUGUGGACUACUGCCACAGGCACAUGGUGGUCCACAGAGACCUCAAACCUGAGAACGUCCUGCUGGAUGCCAGCAAGAACGCCAAGAUAGCUGACUUUGGGUUGUCAAACAUGAUGUCAGAUGGGGAGUUCCUACGGACAAGCUGUGGCUCGCCCAACUAUGCUGCUCCAGAGGUCAUCUCAGGAAGACUCUAUGCAGGCCCAGAGGUGGACAUCUGGAGCUGCGGCGUGAUCCUGUACGCCCUGCUUUGCGGCACUCUGCCCUUUGACGAUGAGCACGUCCCCACGCUGUUCAAGAAGAUCAGAGGAGGCGUCUUCUACAUCCCCGAGUACCUGACUCGCUCUGUGGCCUCGCUGCUCAUGCUCAUGCUGCAGGUGGAUCCUCUGAAGAGAGCCACCAUCAAAGACAUCAGGGAACAUGAGUGGUUUAAGCAGGACCUGCCAGGCUACCUGUUCCCCGAGGACCCCUCGUAUGAUGCUACAGUCCUGGAUGAAGAGGCUGUCAGGGAAGUGUGCGAGAAGUUUGAAUGCACUGAGUCUGAGGUUGUGUCCAGCCUUUACAGCGGGGACCCACAGGAUCAGCUAGCAGUAGCUUACCACCUCAUAAUAGACAACCGGCGCAUCAUGACCCAGGCCAGCGAGUUCUACUUGGCCUCCAGUCCUCCCCAGGGCUCCUUCAUAGAAGAGGGCAUGCCGCUGCCCCCCGGGAUCAAACCCCACCCAGAGAGGAUGCCUCCGCUGCUGGCUGACAGCCCCAAGUCUCGUUGUCCUCUGGAUGCUCUCAACACCACUCGGCCCAAACCGCUAGCAGUGAAGAAGGCCAAGUGGCACCUCGGUAUCAGGAGCCAGAGCAGACCCUAUGACAUCAUGGCUGAAGUGUACAGGGCCAUGAGACAACUCAGCUUCGACUGGAAGGUGGUGAACCCGUACCACCUGCGAGUGCGGAGGAAGAAUCCAGUGACGGGAAACCUGGUGAAAAUGAGCCUGCAGCUGUAUCAGGUGGACAACAGAUCCUACCUCCUCGACUUCAAGAGCAUCGAUGAUGACAUCAUCGAGGCAGUUGGCUUUAAAUCGGGCUCGUCCACUCCUCAGAGAUCAGGCUCUACAGCUGGACUACACAGACCCAGACUGAGCAUCGACUCAGUGAGCCCCGCGAUUGAUCUGCCCCAGCUCAGCUCCUCUCUCCCGGGGUCCCUGUCUGGUAGCAACCCUCUACUCACCCCCCGUCAGGGAUCACACACCAUGGACUUCUUUGAAAUGUGUGCCAGUCUCAUCACUACGCUGGCACGCUGAGAUGCAUCCACUCCUAACCUCGCUGUAACCUCGAUGUCAGUGGGGUUUUUAAGCCAAUUGCUGAUCCGGGACGUAGGGGAGUGUAGAUGUUAGGAGUGACUUCCUCUCUCUGUCUCCUCUCCAUCUCCGUUCCAGUUGUAUUGGCCUGGAAGGGUGAAUGGAAGUGUAAAAAGCAAAGCCUGUCACUUCAGAUUAGGGAGACACAGAGAGGAAUCCUUUCUCAGAGAGGCAGAUUAAUAGCUUUUUUUUUUUUCUUUUCGUAUUUUGACACAGUCCUUGGAUCAGAGUCUCAGAGUUUAAACAUGCAGCCACAGCUUAUGACAACUGAUCCUGGGACUGGAAUCUGUGACAUAUUGAAGGCCAUAGGCAAUAGGUCACAGCACGCAGUCGUGUCGGAGUCAGGAAAGGUCAAGUCCACUGUCACUCCUCCCACAAAUACCUUCAAUCUAUAUCAACUGCUGAAACGUCAUCGCCUACCAUAACACUAAAUGGCGGGAAAGCCUGCUGAGUUUUCCCCAAACACUGAUCGGAGGUCAGUUUUGCUUCUCGUCUUAUAUUUUGAUGAAGGUUGUUAAAAUUGACAUAAAAUCUGUGUCUGAGGGAACGUUAGCACAUGUAAAAUUUAUUUUCAGGUUUUAUAUUCUAUGGUUUGUAAAGAAACUUUUGUUAUCCAUGUAUAUUAUAUUUAUAUUACAUAGCUGAAAAGGUUGACAAGGGUAUACCAAAUAACAGACUUUAUACUCCAUAAAGAAGAUGAUUAUUAUUUAGAUAUCAGAUCCAUAUUUAUUUUUGAGAGAUUGUUUUUUAGGCGCUGUAGUUAUAUUAUUUAAGCACUGCAUCGACGUAGAGUUUUAUCCUGAUUUUGAAUAGAUUGUAGAAGAUUAAUGAACCUAGAGAGGCAGCGGGAUAGUCGGGCGAUAAUACUCUGCAUGGUGCCGACUGUGUCCUGCAUUUAGUGAUGAAGCACAGAUACACACCAUCUAACAUGAGUUUUCACAGCCACCGUAUUACCUGACUUCUCGCACAGCUAUGGUCACUUCUCGCACAGCUAUGGUCGGUCUCUGUGUUUUUCAAAGAUGCCGUUCAUACCGUACAUCUGCUGUUUCUUUCCCCACACAACCAUCAUUUUAUACAUUCAGUAACUGUCAUAAAUAUGCAACAACACACACACAGACUCCUCUACACUUCAGUUUAGCCCUUAACAAAUGACAAGUUGAGCAACUGCUAAUAUGCUGCUCAGCCAUGCAUGCACAGAAUGUAAUUUAAAAAGCGCGAGCAGGCCAGAGAUAUCAGGAGGACAGACAUGGCAGGCAGUCACAUAUGCAGUAAGCUGAAAAAGACAGACGCCAUGUGCUGUUUGUAAUGAAAAGUGUAGCAAUUUUUAGGGCUACAAUUAUUAACUAUCUUCUUUUUUUUUUUGACUUAAAGGUCCAGUGUGCAGGAUUUAGGGGGGGUCAUCAUUUUCUUUAGUGUAUAAUCACCUUAAAAUAAGAGUUGUCGUGUUUUUGUUACCUUAGAAUGAGACGUCUAUAUCUACAUAGGGUGCAUGUCCUCGUCUAAGGAGAUGGCAAAGUUUCUACAGUAGCGCAAAAUGGACAAACCAAACACUAGCGCCAGACAGGGCCGUUCACGUUUUCGCAUCAGCCACCAUAGUUAGCAGCCUCUCCCCGAUAAGCAUGUCAGAAAAAUACAUUUUUGUAAAUGUAAAACUGCAUUAUUCAGUGAUGUAACUGGUUUAAAUCACCAGGUCCAUUUGUUUUGGAGAGGAAGAGACCUCUAUGGUUAAUUUAGCUCCUGGUAAAAACCUGAACUCCUGGAUCUUCAGUUAUCAGAUCAACAGGUAAGCAGAUAUUAGUAGGCACAGCUGCAAUGUGCCAAACAGCGUAGGAGAAACUGCUUUGUUUAGUGUUUUUAAUCACCAAGUCUGUUUGUUUUAGAGAGGAAGAGACCUCUGCAGAUAAUUCAGCCACCUGAACAGCCAAAAGUGAAGGAAUUGUAACUGGGAUUGUUUCAGCUGGUUUCAGUGGGUAAUCCUCACUGCUAAAUCCCCCUGAAUCUUACACGCUGUUCCUUUAAGCCUUUUAAAAUGAGAAAAUGUGCAUCAGAAUUUAGAGCCUAAUCUGAGGUCUUGAAUCAGAGCAUAUGUUAAUAUUUACUUGAUAAAUUGCUCCAAUAGUCGAUCAAUUUUCAAAAUUGCUACCAAUCAUAUUAGCAGAGUUAAACUUCAUUAGCCCUGAGUCUGUGUAUGUGAACAGAUAAUGAGGUGAUGAUGAUAAUCAAUGAGAAAUCAAAUGACAAAUCCAUGCGAGGUGGUGUGUAUCUGCUGCAGGACAGUAUAAGCCACAGAAACCUUUCUCCAGUUGCCUUAAAGAAUGCAACACAGUAACUGUGCAUAUGUUUAUGGAGAGUGUGUGUAUGAGCCAGUGUGUGUAGUGGAGAUGGGUAGAAUGUGUCACACGAUCGUCAUGUUUUUCUCACUGACUUUGUUCGGAGCAUCUCUGCAGUGCUUUGGGAGAUUGGUCAGUUGGUAGAAAGUGACAAAGGGACAUGGUGUUUGGUGUUUGUGUUUCGUCAUCGUCUGUUCAGUCUGCAUUUUAAAACUCGUGUGGAUUUACUGUUUUAUUGCCUCACACUAAACUUCACUGUAUCUGUUGUUUCUGCUCCUUUGUUUCAAUGGUGUUAUUUCUUAUGUAAAUGUUGAGCAUUGUCCUGUGAGAUCAGACCAUAGCUGAGUUUUGUGUUGUGUUGUCAUGGAAUAUUUUUUCAAAAUCAGUGUGAAAGUGAAAAGUGAAAGCUGGUGCUGCAGUGUAGCUAUGAUUAACUGAUCAAUUGUCAACCAUUAAAUUAAUCACUGACUCAUUUAAAGGAGCGAUAAGCGAAAUUCAUCAUUUCUAGAUUGAAGGAAUUAAAAAAUUGCUAUGUGAAGAACUAGAGGUGUAAUUUGAUCUGGAGUAUAGCAUGACCUCACACACCCUC